Molecule: messenger RNA, 5864 nt
Organism: Diaporthe batatas
Lineage: Eukaryota; Fungi; Ascomycota; Sordariomycetes; Diaporthales; Diaporthaceae
Exons: 3
Coding region: 152-5707 (1851 amino acids)
Biological process (GO): RNA export from nucleus; protein import into nucleus
Cellular component (GO): nuclear pore inner ring
Molecular function (GO): structural constituent of nuclear pore
Source: RefSeq, a predicted model, not a curated record
CUGGCGCGUCUGCCAACAUCGAACCUCACUUGCACACUCCGGGCCCAACCUUCUCAGCCCUCAACCACGACAACACUCUGGCGCUGCCUCUCUAGUUGUCGAUGAUCGCACCUCAGAGGCUUUUGCGCAUUGCUUGCUGAGCCUUGCGACCAUGGCUUCGCCCCCAAAUGGCGUCUAUUUCCCUUCCCUGGAUGAGUGCCUGAAGGGCGACAAGUUGGUCUUAUCCUGGAGGUUGGUCGCCUCAGCUCUCCAAGAUGCCUCCACCGAUCGUCUCGCCAGCCAAUGUGUGAAAGACUUUCUGCAAGACCGCUACGUGACAGACCUGGUCCGCUCUCCCUCCAAAGCGUUCGAAAAGCCUACCCCACGGUCCAGAUCCGAGUUCGACACCAAGGCCGCCGCCAUUCAUGUCACUCCGACCCCGAAUGACAAGUACGACAUCAAGGCCAUCAAGGAGGACUCGCUGUGGUUGAGCAGCAGCGUCGGCAUCAACGAGGUUGCAGCUUUGCGCAUCGCUGUCAUCGAGUUCCAGAGCAGGCCGCAGAGUCACCUGGCCGGGCCCUUUUCCACCCAGGACAUAAUGAACCUUCACCAGGCCGUAGGCGCCGAUGGCACACAGGCAAAUACACUCCUGGCCUUCGUCAACGCGGCCGACACGGUCGAUGCUGACGCCGUCUGGUCCGACUUCAACACCCAGGCAGGGAGACGACGCCGUCUUUUGGACCUAUAUAUGUCCGAGCGUCGCUACCUCAUGGCUUUUGUUGACGGGGUCCUCAACCUGACCUUGAACGAGCCGCUCUCGGACACAGAUGCAGCAAAGGCAGAAUUGUCCGCGCAAGUGCUGAUGGCCGUAUUCGGCCAAAGAGAGCCAAAGGAUCUAAGGACCGACACACGCUCGCUUGAGAAGCUUGUCUCCACAUAUCUGGACUUGGUCCCCGAAUGCCUGGAAGGGCCGGAUGCCCGGGUGCGAGCAAUACUAAAGGAUGUGAACAUCCUUCCAGAAGAGCUAGAACUCGUCUGGGCCAGGAUGUCUCUCACCGAGACACUGCAUCUUUUGGCAUCCAUUUUCCGGAUCAUUGACCUCUCUAAAACCUUCCUCUCCGCCGACAUUGUCUCCCGUUGGUUCAGAUUCGUCGACGCGUACAGCUUCCUCGACCAGCUGAACGCGGCCGACGAGCUGACAGCCGAGGUCGCACAGCCUAUAAAGCACUUGACGUGCAUCAUCUCCAUGAGAAUACUCAAUCUGGCGAGAGCUGUAUUGUUUCUCGACGGCGAGAUAGCGCUACAUGCUAAUGAAGAUGCUUACGUCACUUCGGGUUCCACGUUGAAGGAAAUUCACGAAUCCAUCAUCAACGCCGCGAAUGCAAGCCUGCUCACAGCCGGACCUGUGAUUUUCUCCUGGGCCCUCAUUCUGCAGCGCAUGCUGCGCUCGCACCAUGAACGGCUGGAACUAAGAGAUUUGCAACAGAAUCGACAAGCCCAGGAGGGCUUCGAACGUGAAUUGGAUCAUGUUGAAGAACGACCGGGGGUAGGCAGGCGCUCAUCUGCCGGAAGCGUAGUCUCCAUGGAGACCCAGUCAUAUGACCAGUUCCUGAACACCUCUUUCGCAUCCAACUCGCUGCAAUGGGACUUGCAGGAGGUCGAGAAUCUGGCAGGGGCCGUGACUGCAGGCGGCCAGUUGUACGAUUUCAUGACUGACAUAGCUCUCAGUAUGGGCUGCGCUCAGAAUGCCGCGUUUCAGCCGUGUCUGGGGUCGAGAGUGCGCCUUGUACUCCUCGAUUUUCUCAAGAUCAGUUUCCCAGUGACUGGCUACAUUUCGGAGCCUGUUACGACGUUGCUUGCAGUACUCUCGGCUGGCCAAGGAUAUUGGGACAUUCCGAGCGGGAAGUCAAUAUCACCUUCUGAAGACGUCCUGGCUGUGGCUCUUGAUGAUCCCCUCAUCCUUCAAUUCUACAUCCUCCAGGCCUUGCAAAGAUACCCAUACGAAUUCCUUCCCUUCACCAGUCUUUGCAGGAUUCUGUCAACGUGUCUGGCUGAGGAUGAUCGUUCGGGUCUCAUCCUGAAGUCCCUCCUGAAAACUCCGACCGUGACGCUGCCCUUGCCCGAGCCCUACUGGCAGUUCACGGCAGAUGAGGAGGAGCUGGGCAAGUUGGAGCUCACCCACGACUUUCCAUUGUUCGCCGUGUCACCCAAUCGCAAACGCCUCAUCGGAGAGGAAGAGCCUUUCUGCAUUCCUGCCGGAACAUAUGGCAAUCUGGCUUCUGACACCGGUCACAUAGCCCAAAUACAGUUUGAGCAUUCGACCAUCGCGUUGUUGGGGAAGCGCCUCGAGGCCAACCUGGCCCCCGAUUCAUACGAGCUGGCACUUGGUCCCCUUCAAGCCGACGAGCUCGCCGAAACGGUUUCCCUGCUGGCGACAGCCGUCCGGUGCGAGAACUUAAAGGCGUCGGCAGGGAACAGCUCGUCCAUGGUGGACGGUGAAGCGGGGCUGGCCAUCCUACAAGAAGCUAGCCGGGCGCUGCCACGUACGAAAGAUAUCGUCAGCGUCAUCUGUGACACCCUUGACUCUUAUGUCGACGGCGAAUUGGCCAACCUCGAGUCUUCUCACAUACGCGUUAUGACAUCUUGCCUGCAGUUCCUGGACUCCAUAUUGGGAAUAUGCCCCGGCCGUGUGUGGUCAUACAUGGACCGGUGUGACCUCUUGAUCAGCGACUCCAGAGCGGGAAGGCUGUCAAGAAUCACUGGUACGCUUGAUCUCGUUGACGAGAGAUUCGAGUUCCUGUCAACCGUGGUGAGGUUCUUUUCUGAUCUGGUCGAAAAUGGAACGAGAGCAACUGUUCAAAAGAAAGUUGGCAGCAAGAUCAGCGGGCGUUCAGCCCCGAAAGAGAACCCUUGGGUGGGGACCUCUGACAAAGUCAUGACCCAGGUUUAUCUGUCGAUUGCUCACACUGCUAUCGACAUACUUGAGAACUCACUGACAUGGCGUUUCUCGUCGGAAAUCCAGCGAUCUAUCCUCAUCGGAGACUUGAUUCCGGUAAUGGACAACAUUGUCGUCUAUUCGUUUGGCGUCUGCCCGUCGAACAAGUCCAACACCUUGACAGCGUUCUUGGAACCUGCGGCACGGCAUAUUGUUGAGGGUUUUCUGUCCUCUUCCUCCUCCUCGCUACGGUUCCAGCCACUUUUAUCAUCAAUGCUGGUCGCACUUGGAAUGCCAGAGUCAUCCUUGUACCCUAGGCGGACGGAAAUCAUAUCGAAACGUCAACUUGUCGUUCUGGACUUCGCGACGACACUGGUCAAGGUAGCGACCCUUCUCGAGAAACCGACAGUUGUGAUCGAGGAUCAGAUUCUGAAGUGCUCGUCCCUGUUGGCUCGCCUAUGCGCUACAGAUGCUUCCUACAGGAAUUCUGUGCUGUCCCUGCUAGGUGCGGUGGCUGAGAGACUUGGCCGCGAAGAUGCGGAAGCGCCGUCUCUACUUGGCUAUCUGGGCUCUCACAUAUCACGUUCUUUCUUGCAGACGAUUUCGCAAUUGGAUAAACCGUUCGACAGGCCAGCGCUGUCGCGGACGACCUGGAAAUUUUUCUCCACGAUCAUGCGCAACGGCCAGCACUGGAUGGCUAACUGUCUCUUGACCGGCAAGACCCCUCGUGAAGCAUUGGGCAGCGAGGGUAAACUGUCUAAGCUGGCACCUGACUCCAUCCUCAUAACAGCUCUGACACGUCUGCGAUCCAUUCGCACGUUACCAACCUCUGAGACACUAGCAAUUCUGGAUCUCUUGACGUCAGCCCAUAACUUCUGGCAGUGGACUGUGUUCGCAUCCCAAGAGGAUAUCGAUUGCUUGGCCGAGCUGCGAGCUUACGUUCGUCAGCUCAAAGCAGCAUCUGUGACGGCAAGAGUCAAUCCGAGGCAAGCCUGUGACGAGGCUCGUAUCGCAGCUUACAUCGCAGAGGCACUCGCAAUGCAUCUCUUUCACCUGCGAAAGACAGGGCGUGAGCAGGAUUUCGCUCAAGCGCUCGUCAAUGACGUUGACUACUACCUACGCGAAGGUGUGACGGUAGCGGGCUACAACAGCUCGUUGCAUGCCAAUUUCUCCAAGAACUUCUCGAAACAAUACCCCGGUUUCUCGCUAGAGGGCUUCCAACGGACAUCAUUAGCGCCGAGAGAACUUGGUGACCAGUACUACUAUGCCCUGGACCUCGCAGACAAGAUGUUGCGAUUUGACCCUGGUUGGGCCGGACCACGAGAGAGAAACGGUUUCCGCCAUGAAAUGGCAGCUGCCAACCUCAACCUCUCUCUCGUUGAUGCGCAAAUAGCUCUAUUCCAUGCUUGGGAAUUUCUACUUCUAGAACUGAGUAGUUGCCUCCUACCUAAAGGGCAACUGAUCACCAAGCAGAUGAUGCAGGUCACGGACCAGUGCCUGGUCUCCAACCAGGGCAACCAGGGGCCUGAACGCAUCUUUCAGAGAAUCACACAAUCCCGUGCGAAUCUGGCCAUGGUACUCGUGCAGCGUCUGACCGAUGCUUCUCUUGGAGCGAAAGAUAUUUCUGAAUUGCUCGAGACCAUAUGGUCGACCCUCAAUAGCAUCGACAAUCCCUUCACCCCCGACCAGAUUCAGUACUGGAGAACCAUGAUGAGAAUGCUCUAUGUGGUUUUGAGAGGCUUCCGAACCUCUCCAGCAUCCGAGGGAGGAGAAGUCGAAUCCGGUCCCAACAGGAAAACCCGCUCAGCGUCGAAUAAGCAAGCUACAGAGACCAGCCACGAAGAUGAUAGGAUUGUUGAGGUCUUGCAGUGUGUGUUGAAUAUUCUUCACCGCGUGGUGGCUCAAGGCUUCCGGUCGCUAGUGGCUCUUAUCCAUGACCCGGUUGUCACGGUGCUACCUGAAGAUCUGGCGCUUCUGACUGCCAUCCUGCAGGCUUGCCUUUGCUUGCCAGGCAUUGACCAGGUCUCUGGACAGGUUCUCAACAUCAUGGUUUCCGAGGACGUUGGUCAAGCUGCGACAUCACUUCUUUCCUGGGCAGACAAAUUGGCGGUCAAGGGCGACCCUGUCUAUGGCGAGCUCAGCAUUCUGUUCCUCGUGCAGUUAUCCAACGUCCCGGUCAUGGCUGAACAGCUCGCAUCGGAAGGUCUUCUCGGCCAGCUAUCUUCGGCCAGCAUUGCAACUCACAUUCAACGACCGAAUGUCUCUCCCUUCGCAGAGAAUAUCGGGGCUCAGCGAUGCUACGACAUCUGGGCAAAGGGGAUCCUGCCGUUGCUUCUUAACGUGCUGUCGGCGCCGGGUCUGGGUCCGAAUGUAGCCACCGAAGUUGCAUGUGUCCUCAACCAGUUCCCCAAUCUCUUGCAGAGCAGUGUCGAUCGCAUAGAGGCUCCAGGAAUGAGCAGGACUACAUCCCGUGGCAAGGCUCAGUAUAUUACCUUGCUGGGCGUAUCAGAGGUCAACUCCCUCGCGCUUCUGACACGGGUGUUGGCCAAAUACAGGUCGGACUUCAACCGCGAGAUCCCGGAGAUAUCGUGGGACUCGGCGGCUGUGCUCGAGAAUGUGGAUUACUGGCUGACCAGCCGCAAGGUCCUGCGGGAGCGGCUCCUGCCCCUGGGUCAGCGCGAAGCUGACUGGAGGACGAUGAAGACGGCGGUGGAGGAAGUCAGUUUGUUAGAGCAGAAGGUGGUGUCACUACUGGAGGCUGUGAAGGAGGUGCUCGGUGAGGAUACGGAGUAGGUCUGCCGUAGCAACUAGAAUCUUAGCUUGCCCCAAUUGGUGCUUGAUACUCGGCAUGUGGCAUUAGAUGGGCGUUGGAUGGAUGGUAAAAUUCUAGCGGGCAAAAGCAUGAUGGAACGUUGAUACCAUGAUUCAAAAACACUGAGUAGUCGAAAAG